AUGUCUGAGGUGGGAAAAGAGCUCAAACCUGCGCCAGUGGGAACAUGUUGUGCCAAACUGUUGCCAGGCGAGGUACCCUACGGUCCGAGAGAAUACAUCUACAACCUGCUGCCCCAACCACCCUGCCAACUGAAUCCGCAGAAGAAACUCCCCCGAAUUCGACGCAAACCGCCACCCUUGCCGGAUGCAGUACCCACAGCACCCAUGAAGACCAUGGGGCCGCCCUCCCAUCCCCAUCUCAAGUUCCCUAAACCACCAAACAAGUUUCCCUUUCAGCAUAAACACUGGCGAACUCCUUUCAUUGAGAAGAACUGCAUGCAGGAGAAGAAGUUGAAGGCCGAACACCCCACGGGACGCAUCAAGGACGCCUGCUGUGCGGGCACAAAACCCCCUGUUCCUACGACGCAGGGCCUCGGUGACGAGUACAACGCUGACGGCAUCCCCGCCAGGUGUCUCAAGACCAAACAGGAUAUCAACCGGACGAACUGGAUCGAACGCAACGCUAUUCGAGCCAUCACCAGCAAACCGGGAUAUCGUGCAGAGCACCCGGAACAUCGCGUGCAGGUAUACACACGACACGGCGAUAAAAUGUAUCUGGACAGCAACAAGACACAUUCGGGUCUGGAGAAGCGUUUUGUCUAUAAGCCGGCUUAUGGAAAGGUGCCCAAUUACAUCAAAAUCCGCGCAAAGGCCAUUAAGGAGACGCGUGAACUGUACUCACAUUACCUGAAUGAGAAAUCACUUCAGGGCACGGAUUACCUGUUGACGGAGGAGGAGCGGAAGGAUCUGCUGUUUGGUCUAAAGGCAGCCUGGGAUCGAUACAACGCCUCCUAUCUGCGUCUUUCCUCCAGCAGUACAACCCUGAAAAGCAAGGCCUACAAGGUUUACCUGGAACAACAGUUGGAUGGUUUGGAAAAGGAUAUCCAACUGGUCCAAUCACACCCCUACAUUUUCGUCGAGGCAGACAAGGAACCGGGUAUUGGAAAUAGGACCACCAAGGAAUUGCACGCCUAG
Messenger RNA from Dibothriocephalus latus, 1014 nucleotides. NCBI's taxonomy places the organism in Eukaryota, Metazoa, Platyhelminthes, Cestoda, Diphyllobothriidea, Diphyllobothriidae. The record is from the annotation of a GenBank genome assembly.